This is a messenger RNA of Mizuhopecten yessoensis (Yesso scallop), 2601 nucleotides long. RefSeq lists its product as uncharacterized. Bases 336 to 2582 code for a protein of 748 amino acids. The record is from RefSeq and is a predicted model, not a curated record. Gene Ontology annotation, molecular function: zinc ion binding; ubiquitin-protein transferase activity. Lineage: Eukaryota; Metazoa; Mollusca; Bivalvia; Pectinida; Pectinidae. Gene Ontology annotation, cellular component: nucleoplasm; chromatin. The transcript has 2 exons. Gene Ontology annotation, biological process: positive regulation of DNA-templated transcription.
CACAUCCGGCCAGAAGAUGGAGAUCGUUUUGUUUCUUAGCUAAUCAGUCAGUAUAAUUAUUAUACAUAGAUAUAGUAGGUGUGUUUGACCUCCGCUCAAAGAUAACAAUCGAUUUUACGAGUUGAGGCUACGGUGGUCGUUAGAUUCACGUGUAUUUGACUGCUUCGGGAGGUUAAAACUUCAACAUGUUCUGUGUGUUGACCAGGAAAUGAACGGAGAAACAUAUGUUUGGGGUUUUUCACCAACAUGGCUUUAUGAGACUGUCUGUGAAGCAUUACUUUUGUUAUAUAAUGCUAUGACUCCUGUAGUGCUGACAUUAUUCGUCUUCAAAGAAGAUGGCCACUGCAGAUCCAAUGACGCAAGUGAACGAAAUUCUAAAGUGUGUAAUAUGUUGGGAAAGCUUCACAGAUCCCAGACAGCUACACUGCGGACAUGUGUUCUGUUUCGAAUGUAUCAACACACACUUCAAGACAUAUGGUAAAAACUGUGCGCCGUGUCCAGUUUGUAGACAACUGUAUUGGCCUAAAGACCGCGACGCAAACAAUCUACCAAAGUCGACGUUACCCCUUCGACAACUGUUGGCUAUACAGCAUACCACAAAUCGAUCCUGUGAAACGUCUGGCUGUAAUCAAAACAAGACACCAUAUCUGUGUUUGACAUGUCGACAGUGGCUGUGUGAUGCCUGUAAGUCGCAAACGUGUAUUGUCGACAAUGACGGCAAUAUUGCGCACAACGCUUUUUUAAGAUCGGACAUCGACCCCGGAUUAUUUGAUAUCGUGAAGAGAAGUCGUCAUAAACAAUGCUAUAUGCAUCACUCCCAUGAAGUAGAAUGGUACUGUCUACAAUGUAGGAUGUUGUUAUGUAAACUGUGUCAAACAAACAGCCACCUACACCAUACGCUGAUAGACAUAGUAACACAGUCACGUGAUACCCGUGAAAACUUGGAACAGACGGCGGCAUUACUACAGAAAAAACAGCAGCAACAUAGACAUGAUCUUGAAAUGUACGAGGAACUCCAAAUCGUUGUCAAGGUGGAACUAUUUAAUGCCAGUGAUUGUCAGAAAGUAAUGGCAAUGUGUUCACGUGACAUCGAUAACUGUGACAAAAUCAUUCAGCUGAUCACCCAACUGUUGAAGUUUGGCUCGGAUGUGGUCAUCAUUGACACGUAUCGCAACCUGGAAGAAAGGAUAGAGACGGAACUGGGACAAUGUCAUUCACUUGGACCGCUGUUGACUGAACUGAACAGCAGGACGGCUGACAAUAACCACACGACGGCGACUUGGGUUGAUGCUUGUCGCGGUGAUAAACGGAAACAUCUUAUUUCUGACUCUGGUGUGGACGAUCUCUCUGUGAGUGAAGGAAGCCUAGAGGAAGGAGUUCCUCCUGAAGAUAACUCUUGUGAGAUAUUCAAUUGUGUCAGCAGCACACAAACUAAACUUCUGUGUUUAUCGUGUAUGAAAUGGAUUUGUGAAGUAUGCUCAAGAAGAUGUUGUCUUAAAAAUGAUUCCGAUUCCAAACACGAUGUGCUCCCUGUGGCUGAUGUUGACAGACACCUAUAUGACGUCAUAAUGAGAAAUAGAAACUAUUCUUGCAAAUCACAUCCGACCAACGAUGUCAGACUUUUUUGCACAAAGUGCAAUAUUCCAUUGUGCACAACAUGCCGCGUCAACGGUCAUCUGGACCAUCCGACGAUAAAAAUCUCUGACAGAUCUCAGGUCUGUUGUAGAAAAUUAAAAGUGUACGAAGGAAAACUACAAAAACAAGUCCAAGAUUAUAAAACAACCAGACACAAAUUUCUUGAAAUGCAAAAUUCACCAUGCGCAGAAGCACUUAAUCCAUCGUAUUGUGAAAAUAUCUCCAGCAGGUGUGAAUCGGGGAUAGACGCAUGUGAGGAUUUUGUCAAACGCAUCACAUUUCUACUUCAUUAUGGUAGCCCCUCUGUCAUCGUAGAUGGAUUUUUGGAACUAAAAUAUCACAUAGAAAAAGAACUGAGGGUAUGUCCGUCUGAUUUCGCUACACCUCUUCGCCAGCUGGUGUGUUUUAUCAGUGCUACAUUGGAUCAGGCGAACAGCUGUGUUGAUGAUGUAGCGACAUCUGAUGAUGAAGCAGAUAUUGAAAGCACAAGCGAAGAAGUUGUACAGGGAAUAACUGGCAAUGGUCCGGAGAGUAACACAACGAAUACCCCAGUGGUCAAUGGUCCUGAGAGUAACACAACGAAUACCCCAGUGGUCAAUGGUCCGGAGAGUAACACAACGGAUACCCCAAUGGUCAAUGGACUGGAGAGUAACACAACGGAUACCCCAGUAGUAAAUGGUCCGGGGAGUAACACAUCGGAUACUCCAGUAGUCAAUGGUUCCGUGAGUAGCGCCUCAAAUAACCCAGUGGUCAAUCGUCGGCAGAAUAACGCCUCAGUUCGGCGACGUGUUACAUCAUCUGUGUGUAAUGCUGCUAGUGAAAUGCCAAAUAAUCCAAAUUCCACUGAGGAGAGUAACGCUUGGGCACACGUCAGCUAUGUCAUGUGGAUAUGGGAACAAAUAAAAGUGAUGUGUCGGUAUUUGUCACGAUUUCUCUCGGAUUCAUAGACAAGGAUAUCACGAGAAG